This is a messenger RNA of Symbiodinium necroappetens, 879 nucleotides long. The record is from the annotation of a GenBank genome assembly. NCBI's taxonomy places the organism in Eukaryota, Dinophyceae, Suessiales, Symbiodiniaceae.
AUGCCGCUAUCCAAUGCCGAAGAGCUUUCCCCCCUUCUGACGCGCAUCGCCGAGGCCUUGGAGCGUCUCUCGCCUCCCGCAGCGGUCGAGACCGACGAGGUGGCAGCCGACGGCUACGUCUGGGACGCGGAGGCCGGGCGCCCGCUGCCGGUUCCCAAGAUCAACCGAGUCGCCUUCCCGUUGCUCGUGGGGAUCGAUCAACAGUCCAGGCUGCUCCUGCAGAAUACCGAGCGCUUCGCACGCGGUCUGCCAGCGAACAAUGCCCUGCUGUGGGGCGCGCGCGGCAUGGGGAAGUCCUCACUGGUCAAGGCGGCCCACGCUCAGGUCAAUGCCUCGCUGCAGCCCGAUCCGACGCUGGCUCUGGUCGAGAUCCAUCGGGAAGACAUCCCCACCCUGCCCCGUCUGCUGCAGUUGCUGCGCGGUCAGGCGCCACGCCGGUUUCUGCUGUUCUGCGACGACCUCUCCUUCGACCAGGAAGACGCCAGCUACAAAUCCUUGAAGGCGGUUCUGGAGGGCGGCAUCGAGGGACGGCCGAGCAACGUGCUGUUCUACGCCACCUCGAACCGCCGGCAUCUGAUGGCACGCGACAUGAUCGACAACGAGCGCUCGACCGCCAUCAAUCCCGGCGAGGCGGUCGAGGAGAAGGUCAGCCUCUCCGACCGCUUCGGGCUCUGGCUCGGGUUCCACAACUGCGAUCAGCAGACCUUCUUGGCGAUGGUCGAGGGCUACGCCGCCCAUUUCGGUCUCGAGGUCGAACCCGCGCAGCUUCGCGCGGAAGCCAAGGAGUGGUCCGUCACCCGCGGCUCCCGCUCCGGCCGGGUCGCCUGGCAGUUCAUCCAGGAUCUCGCCGGGCGCCUCGACCGUCCGAUCGAGCUCUGA